Scomber scombrus (Atlantic mackerel) is the source of this 9804-nucleotide messenger RNA. RefSeq lists its product as uncharacterized. The record is from RefSeq and is a predicted model, not a curated record. The coding region runs from base 1 to 9804 and encodes 3267 amino acids. Gene Ontology annotation, molecular function: calcium ion binding. Gene Ontology annotation, biological process: homophilic cell-cell adhesion. NCBI's taxonomy places the organism in Eukaryota, Metazoa, Chordata, Actinopteri, Scombriformes, Scombridae. The transcript is spliced from 6 exons. Gene Ontology annotation, cellular component: plasma membrane.
AUGCUUCUUUUUUGGCUGUACUACUUCAGUGUCGUCGCUGGCCAGAUCCGCUACUCUAUACCAGAGGAGAUGAAGAAGGGCUCUCUCAUUGGUAAUGUAGCGCAGGAUCUUGGUUUGGAUCUGAAAAGGCUCCAUUCUGGUCGGGCCCGUAUAGUGACCGGAGAAAACAUCCAGUACACCGAGCUGAAGACAGACAAAGGGAUUCUAGUCGUGAAUGAGAGAAUAGACCGAGAGCAGCUUUGUAGAGAUGUAAUGCCGUGUAGUUUCAGCUUCGAAAUCAUUUUAGAAAAUCCUAUGGAGCUACACCACGUAACAAUUGAAGUGUUAGACGUGAAUGACCAUCCUCCAGUAUUCAAGAAAUCAAAUAUCAUGUUGGACAUAAGCGAGUCAGCUAAUCUUGGUGCGCGAUUUGUGUUGGACAGUGCAGAGGAUCCUGACGUAGGCGUCAAUGGCCUGCAAAAUUACGUUUUAACUUCAAACGACAAUUUCUUGUUAAAGCAGCAUGUAAAUCCAGACGGGAGUAAAUAUGCUGAGAUGGUGCUCCAGAAGCAGUUAGAUAGAGAGGAGGUUCCCCAUCUUUCUUUAAAGCUUAUAGCGAUGGAUGGUGGCAAUCCACAGAGAUCUGGCACCGUUAAUAUAAACAUAAUGGUUUUAGAUGCCAAUGACAAUGCGCCCGUUUUUAACCAGUCAGUUUAUAAAGCAACGGUGAUAGAAAAUGCAGCAAAGGGCACUCAAAUUGUUACUGUUAAUGCUACAGACGCAGAUAGUGGAUCUAAUGGUUAUAUCACAUAUUCUAUUUCAAACGUGAAGAGCAAUAUUGCCGAUUUGUUGUCCAUCGAUCCAGUUUCUGGUGUAUUAUCUGUUUCUGGCCAAAUAGAUUUUGAAAUGGAUAAAAAAUAUGAGCUCAGAAUAGAUGCAAAGGAUCAGGGGGGCUUGACGGAUUCAAGUAAAGUGAUAAUUGAAGUAAGUGAUGUAAAUGACAACGCCCCUGUCAUAAGCGUCAUGUCAUUCACUAGUCCUGUGUCAGAGGACUCCCCUCCUGGUACCACUAUUGGUAUUAUAAAUGUAAAAGAUCUUGAUUCGGGUGAAAACGGAAGAGUGAAUUGCAAAAUAGAACAAAAUGCACCUUUCAAGAUUAAAUCCAAUUUAAGAAAUUACUACACGUUGCUAACAGAUACCGUAUUCGAUCGUGAACGUGUGUCACAGUAUAAUAUCACUGUAGUUGCAACAGAUGCAGGAAGGCCUCCUCUCUCAACAAAAAGAACAUUUUAUUUAAAAGUUUCAGAUGUAAAUGAUAAUGCUCCAGUGUUUCCACAAAGCGUUUACAGUGCGUUUAUGACAGAGAAUAACUCUCCAGGAGUUUCUGUUCUCACUGUUAAGGCUAAAGAUCCUGAUGAAAAUCAAAAUGCUCGUAUUUCUUAUAUUCUGGAAAAUACUAAUAUCGGUGGAUCUCCUGUUUCUGAAUAUGUUUCUAUCAAUUCAGAAAGUGGAGUAAUACAUGCAGUGCGCGCUUUGGAUUAUGAACAAAUCAAACAUAUUAUUUUAAUGAUCAAAGCACAGGAUGGAGGCUCUCCUCCACUCAGUAGCAAUGUAACUGUGAAAAUAAUAAUCCAAGACCAGAACGACAACCCCCCUCAGGUUCUGUACCCAGUCCAGACUGGUGGCUCUGUGGUGGCUGAAAUGGUUCCUCGUUCAGUAGAUGUGGGCUAUCUGGUGACUAAAGUGGUGGCUGUGGAUGUGGACUCUGGACAGAAUGCCUGGCUCUCCUAUAAACUGCAGAAAGCCACAGACAGGGCGCUGUUUGAAGUGGGCUUACAGAAUGGAGAAAUAAGAACUAUCCGCCAGGUGACUGAUAAAGAUGCUGUGAAACAAAGACUGACUGUUAUAGUGGAGGACAACGGGCAGCCCUCUCGUUCAGCUACAGUCAUUGUUAACGUGGCGGUGGCGGACAGCUUCCCUGAAGUGCUAUCAGAGUUCACUGACUUUACACACGACAAGGAUUACAAUGACAACCUGACGUUUUACUUAGUGUUGGCUCUGGCUGUAGUUUCCUUCCUCUUCAUCACGUGUUUAGUGGUUAUUAUAUCCGUGAAGAUCUACAGAUGGAGACAGUCUCGCAUCCUGUAUCACUCCAAUCUCCCUGUGAUUCCAUAUUAUCCACCACGUUACUCAGACACUUUGGGGACAGGGACUCUCCAACACGUGUACAAUUACGAGGUGUGCAGGACGACUGACUCCAGAAAGAGUGACUGUAAGUUCGGCAGAGCUGGUAGUCAAAACGUGCUGAUAAUGGACCCCAGUUCUACAGGGACGAUGCAGCGGAUACAGAGUGAAAGGAGCAUCCUGGAUGAACCAGAGUCUCCUCUUGAGGUUAGUUCAGCUUUAUCAUCAGAGUCAAAGACACAAUAUCUGUUUUCAAGUGUAAGAUGGCGAUUGUCUUGUAUAUUACGAUGGGAAGUAGGCUUUCUCAUUUUGCUUACUUUCAUGGCUGAUCGAGUGGCUGGUCAGAUUCGUUAUUCUAUACCAGAGGAGAUGAAAAAGGGCUCUAUUAUUGGCAAUGUAGCACAAGACCUCGGUCUGGAUCUGAAACGGCUUCGCUCUGGCCGUGCCCGUAUCGUGAGUGGGGAAAACAUCCAGUACAUUGAGCUGAAGACGGACAAAGGGACUCUAGUCGUGAAUGAGAGAAUAGACCGAGAGCAGCUUUGUGGAGACGUGACACCGUGCUGCCUCAGCUUCGAAAUCAUUUUAGAAAAUCCAAUUGAACUUCAUCAUGUAACUGUCGAAAUUUUAGAUAUUAAUGACAAUGCCCCCUUCUUUCCAAAUAAAGACAUCAUGUUUGAAAUGAGCGAAUCUGCUACAAUCGGAGCUAAAUUUCCUGUUGAAAGCGCAGUUGAUCCUGACGUUGGAUUAAACGCAUUACAAAAUUACAUUAUAUCUCCGAAUAAUUAUUUUAUUCUCAAACAGCAUGCAAAUCCAGACGGCAGUAAAUACGCUGAAUUGGUCCUUCAGAAGCCAUUAGACAGAGAGGAACACCCUAAUCUUCCUCUGAAAGUAAUAGCUGUCGACGGUGGAAACCCACAGAGAUCUGGCACUGUGGAUAUAAAUGUGUCUGUUUUAGACGCAAACGACAAUGCUCCUGUAUUCAAUCAGUCAGUUUACAGGGCCGUCGUUGUGGAAAAUGCAUCAAAAGGGACUUAUAUUACAACCGUUAACGCUACUGAUGCAGACAUUGGCUCUAAUGGGGAAAUAAUAUUCAGUUUUGCGAAAAUCAAAGGCAGUACGGUCGAUAUGUUUAGUGUAGACGAAAACACGGGUGUCAUUUCAGUUUCAGGGCUUAUAGACUUUGAGAAAGAGAAGAAAUAUGAGCUCAGGCUAGAGGCAAGGGAUCGAGGAGGUUUGACUGGGACCAGUAAAAUAAUAAUUGAUGUAAGUGACGUUAAUGACAAUGUCCCUGUAAUUAAUAUCAUGUCAUUUUCUAAUACUGUAUCGGAAGAUGCUCCCCUUGGCACGACAGUAGCUGUCAUCAAUGUCAAAGACGCCGACUCAGAGAAAAACGGACAGAUAAAAUGUACUAUAGACAAAACGCUUCCCUUUCAAAUCCAGUCGUCAUUAACGAACUACUAUAAUUUGGUGGCAGACCAGCAUUUUGAUAGAGAGACUAUUUCUGAAUAUGAUAUUACAAUAAUAGCCACCGACUCAGGGUCCCCUCCUCUUUCCAGCUCCGUCACAUUGCAACUUAGUAUCUCUGACGUAAAUGACAAUGGGCCAUUGUUCGACAAGAACUCCUAUUCUGCCUACGUCACAGAGAAUAAUUCCCCUGGAGUGUCCGUCAUCACUGUCAGCGCGCGCGACUCUGAUUGGAAUCAAAACGCCAGGAUCUCUUAUUUUCUUGAGGACACACAAAUCAGCGGCAAUCCCGUGUCUAACUAUUUGUCCAUAAACUCUGAAACUGGGAUUUUACACGCGGUGCGUUCGUUUGAUUAUGAACAAAUCAAAGAACUUUACCUCACUGUGAAAGCGCAGGAUGGAGGCUCUCCUCCACUCAGUAGCAAUGUGACAGUGAAAAUAAUAAUCCAGGACCAGAACGACAACCCCCCUCAAGUUUUGUACCCAGUCCAGACUGGUGGCUCUCUGGUGGCUGAAAUGGUUCCUCGUUCAGCAGAUGUGGGCUAUCUGGUGACUAAAGUGGUGGCUGUGGAUGUGGAUUCUGGACAGAAUGCCUGGCUCUCCUAUAAACUACAGAAAGCCACAGACAGGGCGCUGUUUGAAGUGGGCUUACAGAAUGGAGAAAUAAGAACUACCCGCCAGGUGACUGAUAAAGAUGCUGUGAAACAAAGACUGACUGUUUUAGUUGAGGACAACGGGCAGCCCUCUCGUUCAGCUACAGUCAUUGUUAACGUGGCGGUGGCGGACAGCUUCCCUGAAGUGCUGUCAGAGUUCACUGACUUUGCACACGACAAGGAGUACAAUGAUAACCUGACUUUUUACUUAGUGUUGGCUCUGGCUGUAGUUUCCUUCCUCUUCAUCACGUGUUUAGUGGUUAUUAUAUCAGUGAAAAUCUACAGAUGGAGACAGUCUUGCAUCCUGUAUCACUCUAAUCUCCCUGUGAUUCCAUAUUAUCCACCACGUUACUCAGACACUUUGGGGACAGGGACUCUCCAACACGUGUACAAUUACGAGGUGUGCAGGACAAGUGACUCCAGAAAGAGUGACAUGAAAUAUAUGCAACCGAUGAGUCAAAGUUUAGUGAGUGUGGAUGGAGCUGAGGCUGAUACACCGCAGGUGGAAAAGCAGCUGUCAGGGACCUGCUCUCUAAUGUCAACAUUGAAGGAUUACUGCGUGUGUACUCUUGGAUUUAUGAUGGGGUGGAUGUGGAUAACCGUCUGCAGAGGCCGAUGGCAAGCACUGUUUGUCAUUCUUUGUCUUUUCAAGCUGAGCUCAGUGACCGGGCAGGCUCGGUAUUCCAUACCGGAGGAGCAGGCAGAAGGGUCUUUCGUUGGAAAUAUUGCUAGAGAUUUAGGCUUGGAUGUGGCGAGACUCAUAUCAGGUAAAGCUCGCAUUAUUACAAAAGGAAGUCGACAGUAUGUGGAUUUAAACCGAGACAAAGGCACACUUGUUAUUAAAGAGCGAAUCGACCGAGAAGAGCUUUGUGGACAGACGACGCCCUGUAGCUUCAGUUUUGAGGUUAUUUUAGAAAAUCCAAUUCAGCUUUAUCGGGUAACAGUGGAGGUAACAGACAUUAAUGAUAACAGUCCGUCGUUCCCAAAGGAUGAAAUCAAUUUGAAAAUUGCUGAAAGCGUUGCUUUAGGAACUCGUUUCUCUUUGGUGAGUGCAGACGAUCCCGAUGUUGGUAUUAAUGAUAUUCAGAAAUACACACUUAAACCCUCAGAUCAUUUCAAAUUGGAGAUACAGAGCCAAGCAGAUGGAGGCACAUUUAUUGAAAUGGUUUUACAGACUCCGCUAGAUCGUGAAAAAGAGGAGACUCACUCACUCGUGUUGAUUGCUUCAGAUGGCGGUGAGCCACACAGAUCAGGGACAGUGCAUAUUCAGAUAUAUGUUCUAGAUGCAAACGAUAAUGCGCCAGUGUGUAGCCAGCCUGUUUAUAAAGCAGAUAUCAGGGAAAAUUCUCCUGAAGGAUCGGUGGUAACCACUGUUAGUGCAAAUGAUGCAGAUAAAGGAGUCAAUGGUGAAGUCACUUAUUCUUUUCCCCAUGUCGCUAAAGAGGCGAAGCAGCUGUUUGAAGUAAAUUCUAAAACAGGAGAGAUUAAAGUUACAGGUAAACUAGAUUUUGAAAAAUCUAAGACCUAUCAAUUAAAUGUUCAGGCUAGUGACCACGGGGGAUAUACAGAUACGUGCAAAGUUAUUGUUCAAAUACUUGAUGAAAAUGACAAUGUCCCUACAAUACAGCUUAUGUCAUUUUCUAACUCUAUAUCGGAGGAUUCUCCCCCCGGUACAACUAUAGCUGUUGUUAACGUGGAUGAUGAAGACUCUGAUGGUAACGGUGUUGUCAAGUGCUCCAUUAUUUCUGACGUACCUUUCAAAAUUGAGUCUUCAUUAACAGGAUAUUAUACAAUAGUAACAGAAGACUUCUUAGACAGAGAAAGUAUUCCUGAGUAUAAUAUCACCAUAACCGUCUCUGACCAAGGCUCUCCGCCUCUGUCUAACAGUAAAAACAUUAAUGUUAAAGUGUCUGACGUGAAUGACAGCCCACCCAAAUUCAAGCAGUCAGAAUAUAGUAAGACUGUACCAGAGAACAACUCUCCCGGAUUAUCUGUGUUUACUAUCAGUGCUAGUGAUGCAGACUGGGGUCAAAACGCUCGAGUGUCUUACUUCCUGGAGGAGAAAGAGAUUAAUGGAGUAUCUGUGUCGUCAUUAGUGUCCAUAAACUCAGAAAACGGUGUCGUUCAUGCAGUGAGGUCGUUUGAUUAUGAACAAAUCAAAUGGUUUGAAUUCAAUGUGACUGCGCGUGAUGCCGGAUCUCCUCCUCUGAGUUCGGUUGCUACAGUGAAAAUAAUAAUCCAGGACCAGAACGACAACCCCCCUCAAGUUUUGUACCCAGUCCAGACUGGUGGUUCUCUGGUGGCUGAAAUGGUUCCUCGUUCAGCAGAUAUGGGCUAUCUGGUGACUAAAGUGGUGGCUGUGGAUGUGGAUUCUGGACAGAAUGCCUGGCUCUCCUAUAAACUGCAGAAAGCCACAGACAGGGCGCUGUUUGAAGUGGGCUUACAGAAUGGAGAAAUAAGAACUAUCCGCCAGGUGACUGAUAAAGAUGCUGUGAAACAAAGACUGACUGUUUUAGUUGAGGACAACGGGCAGCCCUCUCGUUCAGCUACAGUCAUUGUUAACGUGGCGGUGGCGGACAGCUUCCCUGAAGUGCUGUCAGAGUUCACUGACUUUGCACACGACCAGGAGUACAAUGAUAACCUGACUUUUUACUUAGUGUUGGCUCUGGCUGUAGUUUCCUUCCUCUUCAUCACGUGUUUAGUGGUUAUUAUAUCAGUGAAAAUCUACAGAUGGAGACAGUCUCGCAUCCUGUAUCACUCCAAUCUCCCUGUGAUUCCAUAUUAUCCACCACGUUACUCAGACACUUUGGGGACAGGGACUCUCCAACACGUGUACAAUUAUGAGGUGUGCAGGACAAGUGACUCCAGAAAGAGUGACAUGAAAUAUAUGCAACCGAUGAGUCCAAGUUUAGUGAGUGUGGAUGGAGCAGGGGCAGAUACAACACAGGUGGAAAAGCAGCUGACAGGGACCUGCUCUCAAAUGUCAACCUUGUAUUUAGAGAAAGUGCACUUGAACGGAUUUCAGAGGUGCCUCGGUUUCGCUGUCCAUGGUGCUGGAAAAGGCCGAUGGCAAGCACUGUUUGUCAUUCUUUGUCUUUUCAAGCUGAGCUCAGUGACCGGGCAGGCUCGGUAUUCCAUACCGGAGGAGCAGGCAGAAGGGUCUUUCGUUGGAAAUAUUGCUAGAGAUUUAGGCUUGGAUGUUGCGAGGCUCAUAUCAGGUAAAGCUCGUAUUAUUACAAAAGGAAGUCGACAGUAUGUGGAUUUAAACCGAGACAAAGGCACACUUGUUAUUAAAGAGCGAAUCGACCGAGAAGAGCUUUGUGGACAGACGACGCCCUGUAGCUUCAGUUUUGAGGUUAUUUUAGAAAAUCCAAUCCAUCUUUAUCGGGUAACAGUGGAGGUAACAGAUAUUAAUGAUAACAGUCCGUCGUUCCCAAAGGAUGAAAUCAAUUUGAAAAUUGCCGAAAAUGCUGCAGCGGGGACCCGCUUCUCACUAGAGAGUGCAGACGAUCCUGAUGUUGGUUUUAAUAAUAUUCAGAAAUACACACUUAAACCCUCAGAUCAUUUUAAAUUGGAAAUACAGAGUCAACCUGAUGGAGGCAAAUUUAUCGAAAUGAUUUUAAAGAAUCCGUUAGACCGAGAGAAAGAGGAGAUUCAUUCACUCGUAUUGAUUGCUUCAGAUGGCGGUGAACCACACAGAUCAGGGACAGUACAUAUUCAUAUCACUGUGCUUGAUGUUAACGAUAAUGCGCCAGUGUGCAGACAGCCUGUUUAUAAAGCAGAUGUCAGAGAAAAUUCUCCCGAAGGAACGGUGGUAACCACUGUUAGUGCAAAUGACGCAGAUGAAGGACUCAGUAGUGAAGUAAUUUAUUCUAUCGCUCAUGUCGCUAAAGAGGCGAAGAAGCUGUUUGAAGUAAAUAUGAAAACAGGAGAGAUUAAAGUUACAGGUAAACUGGAUUUUGAAAAAUCUAAAACUUACCAAUUAAAUGUUAAGGCUAGUGACCACGGGGGAUUUACAGAUACGUGCAAAGUUAUUGUUAAAAUACUUGAUGAAAAUGACAAUGUCCCUACAAUACAGCUUAUGUCAUUUUCUAACUCUAUAUCGGAGGACUCUCCUCCCGGUACAACUAUAGCUGUUGUUAACGUGGAUGAUGAAGACUCUGAUGGUAACGGUGUUGUCAAGUGCUCCAUAACCUCUAACGUACCUUUCAAAAUUGAAUCUUCAUUAACAGGAUAUUAUACAAUAGUAACAGAAGACUUCUUAGACAGAGAAAGUAUUCCUGAGUAUAAUAUCACCAUAACCGUCUCUGACCAAGGCUCUCCGCCUCUUUCUAGUAGCAAAAACAUUAAUGUUAAAGUGUCUGACGUGAAUGACAGCCCACCCAAAUUCAAGCAGUCAGAAUAUAGUAAGACUGUACCAGAGAAUAACUCUCCCGGGUUCUCUGUGUUUACUCUCAGUGCUAGUGAUGCAGACUGGGGCCAAAACGCCCGAGUGUCUUACUUUCUUGAGGAGAAAGAGAUUAAUGGAGUAGCUGUGUCGUCAUUACUGUCCAUAAACUCAGAAAACGGUGUCGUUCAUGCAGUGAGGUCGUUUGAUUAUGAACAAAUCAAAUGGUUUGAAUUCAAUGUGACUGCACGUGAUGCUGGAUCUCCUCCUCUGAGUUCAGUUGCUACAGUGAAAAUAAUAAUCCAGGACCAGAACGACAACCCCCCUCAGGUUCUGUACCCAGUCCAGACCGGUGGCUCUGUGGUGGCGGAAAUGGUGCCUCGUUCAGCAGAUGUGGGCUAUCUGGUGACUAAAGUGGUGGCUGUGGAUGUGGAUUCUGGACAGAAUGCCUGGCUCUCCUAUAAACUACAGAAAGCCACAGACAGGGCGCUGUUUGAAGUGGGCUUACAGAAUGGAGAAAUAAGAACUAUCCGCCAGGUGACUGAUAAAGAUGCUGUGAAACAAAGACUGACUGUUAUAGUGGAGGACAACGGGCAGCCCUCUCGUUCAGCUACAGUCAUUGUUAACGUGGCGGUGGCGGACAGCUUCCCUGAAGUGCUGUCAGAGUUCACUGACUUUACACACGACAAGGAGUACAAUGAUAACCUGACUUUUUACUUAGUGUUGGCUCUGGCUGUAGUUUCCUUCCUCUUCAUCACGUGUUUAGUGGUUAUUAUAUCAGUGAAAAUCUACAGAUGGAGACAGUCUCGCAUCCUGUAUCACUCCAAUCUCCCUGUGAUUCCAUAUUAUCCACCACGUUACUCAGACACUUUGGGGACAGGGACUCUCCAACACGUGUACAAUUACGAGGUGUGCAGGACGACUGACUCCAGAAAGAGUGACAUGAAAUAUAUGCAACCGAUGAGUCCAAGUUUAGUGAGUGUGGAUGGAGCAGGGGCAGAUACACCACAGAUGGAAAAGCAGCUGACAGGGACCUGCUCUCAAAUGUCAACCUUGUAUUUAGAGAAAUUGCACUUGAACGGAUUUCAGAGGUGCUUCGGUUUCGCUGUCCAUGGUGCUGGAAAGUUGGUCAAUUAA